UUUCGGAUUUUGCUUCUCGGUCCUGCUUUGUGUACUUGGCUCCGGAUUACGGACAUGUCCGGCCGCGGCAAGCAGGGGGGCAAGGCGCGCGCCAAAGCCAAGUCGCGCUCUUCGCGCGCCGGGCUGCAGUUUCCCGUAGGCCGCGUGCAUCGCCUGCUUCGCAAGGGCAACUACUCUGAGCGCGUAGGCGCCGGCGCGCCGGUGUACCUGGCGGCCGUGCUGGAGUACCUGACGGCCGAAAUCCUGGAGCUGGCGGGCAACGCGGCCCGCGACAACAAGAAGACGCGCAUCAUCCCGCGCCAUCUGCAGCUGGCCAUCCGCAACGACGAGGAGCUCAACAAGCUGCUGGGCCGCGUGACCAUCGCGCAGGGCGGCGUCCUGCCCAACAUCCAGGCCGUGCUACUGCCAAAGAAGACCGAGAGCCACCACAAGGCCAAGAGCAAGUGAAGCCGCGGAGGCGGGCAGGAACUGCGGCGCGCCCCGGGGGUCCCGUGACACCAAAGGCUCUCUUCAGAGCCACCCAGUUUCCAGAAAGGAGCCUCACAGGGCCUCAGCAUGGCGCGGCCCGUGCUCGUAGCUGCAGGGGUGGUCGCCUGAUGUGGCCGCCAUGCUCGCGAAUCUUGCCACUAAACCCCUCCUGGGAUUUAAAUCUCUCUCACCCUGAAGGUACCUGUGUUAUUACCAGUGACUAGUUACUUUCGGCUCGACAGUGUCGCUCGGUCACGUUUAGACGCCAAAUACGAACUGUUUCUUUAUCCUAGGGACAACCGGGUAGAUUGGCCUGGUGUCUAUAGUUUGUUAUCUUCAGAAUUUGCCAUUUCCGGUUCUGAUAAGUAAACUGGUUCCCAUUUAAAAUGUAUGAGUGCUUGAGUGAGUUGAAGUGGCAGUUUUUAAAGAGCAUAAGGUCCGUCGGGAUUAUGAUUGAAUUUAUUGGGUUGGGAAUUCUAAAAUCUGGGGAAGGGUUUAUUUUGCUACAGGUGUUUUCAGUAUUUAAAAGAAAUUGUUUUUAAAAGAGGUACAAACUUUUUAAGGAAACUUAAAUAAUUGAAGGAAAUUGUUCAAAUUGG
Messenger RNA from Pteronotus mesoamericanus, 1067 nucleotides. Its product is annotated as histone H2A type 3. Gene Ontology annotation, biological process: heterochromatin formation. Bases 55 to 447 code for a protein of 130 amino acids. NCBI's taxonomy places the organism in Eukaryota, Metazoa, Chordata, Mammalia, Chiroptera, Mormoopidae. Gene Ontology annotation, molecular function: DNA binding; structural constituent of chromatin; protein heterodimerization activity. The record is from RefSeq and is a predicted model, not a curated record. The transcript has a single exon. Gene Ontology annotation, cellular component: nucleosome; chromatin.